AUGUGCAACCUAAAGCUGCCAGUUUUCUUCAUUGCACUUUCUGUCGCUCUGAGCUGUUUGGAAGCUACACCUAUUGAGAGAUUACUGUCUGUGGCUGAUGAUCUAGCUGAUGGUACUUCCAAGAGACAAGGAUGGAUGUUGCCUGUAAUGUCACAGAAUACACUCUCAGGACUCAGUGAGGAAAUGCCAGAACAACCAGCAGCAAAGACAAAAAGCCACCAGCUGCAGAAGAGGAAAUGCAACACGGCCACGUGCGUGACCCAGCGCCUGGCCGAUUUCCUGGUGCGCUCCAGCGGCAGCGUGGGCGCCCUGUACCCUCCCACCAACGUGGGCUCCAACACCUACGGCAAGAGGGACACGCCAGGGCAGCCUGGCGCGGAGCCCCGCGGCCGCGCACGGCUCUAG
Onychostruthus taczanowskii (white-rumped snowfinch) is the source of this 405-nucleotide messenger RNA. RefSeq names its product islet amyloid polypeptide (gene IAPP). Lineage: Eukaryota; Metazoa; Chordata; Aves; Passeriformes; Passeridae. Gene Ontology annotation, molecular function: hormone activity. The record is from RefSeq and is a predicted model, not a curated record. Gene Ontology annotation, cellular component: extracellular region. The transcript has 3 exons. The coding region runs from base 1 to 405 and encodes 134 amino acids.